UUUGUGAUUGGCUGCUGGGAAUGGCAGAAGUUAAAAGUGUAGGAUUUCUCCUCAUAGCCUUACAUUUUCGGUGUCAUUAUUUUCUCCUUCUGCUUUCAUCGUAAUCUCCUUUAAGAUGGCCUCAGAACAUGACAGAGCUGUGCUCCAGGCAAUAUUCAACCCCAACACCCCGUUUGGAGACAUCCCUGGCUUGAACCAAAAGGAAGAAUUAAUUGACGAUGAGAGUGGCUUUGACACCGAGUUGCUGAGGCAGGUGAAAGAGUUGGAGUUACGGGGCGUCUCGGCGGCUGAGGCGGGGGAUUUGCAAGCUGCACUUCAACUGUUCAGCCAGGCAAUCCAGAUCCUUCCGCAGCGAGCCUCAGCCUACAACAACCGGGGACAAGUCCUUCGGCUGCUGGGUAACACGGCAGGAGCACUGCAGGACCUGGACCAGGCCAUCUCUCUGAGCGAUGGCACUGGACGGACCGCAUGCCAAGCCCUGGUGCAGAGAGGCCUGCUGAGAAGAUUGACGUGUCAGAAUGACGCAGCCAGAGCCGACUUCGAAAGAGCGGCCGCGCUGGGAAGUGAGUUUGCUCGACAACAGGCCGUGGUUCUCAAUCCUUAUGCGGCCCUAUGCAACAAGAUGUUGGCAGAAGUGAUCAACAAGCUGCGCAACCCAGAGGUGCCUGAGAUGCAGUGAUUUUAUUAGUUUCUUUUUACCCUUGGUGAAAUAUUGGUUAAUAAAGUCUUUUUAUAUCAUA
Cynoglossus semilaevis (tongue sole) is the source of this 740-nucleotide messenger RNA. RefSeq names its product tetratricopeptide repeat domain 36 (gene ttc36). The transcript has 3 exons. Bases 116 to 679 code for a protein of 187 amino acids. The record is from RefSeq and is a predicted model, not a curated record. NCBI's taxonomy places the organism in Eukaryota, Metazoa, Chordata, Actinopteri, Pleuronectiformes, Cynoglossidae. Gene Ontology annotation, molecular function: protein binding.